AUGGGUUCCAAUUUGGGUUUUUGGAUCAAGUGUAGUGUCGAGGUUCCUAGAUUUCUGAAUGUAGAAAAUUUGAAAAUAAUUGCUUUAUGGGGUGCUACAGCAUGCAGUAUUCUUGAUAGGGCUAUUGAAGCAGAGGAUAGUAAGUAUGGAGACUUUCUGAGGAACACAUUGAGGGGUACCUUGAACUGUCAGCCAAGACGAAGUCUUUUUUUACUACAGUUGUUGCUUUGUGGGAUGCGGAUUUCUAUGUUAAAUAUAGAUCUGAGAAGGCUGAAAAACUGCUUGCUGAAGUGUUACUCAAGGGGCUACAAGGACACAGGCUUGUGUCCACAAAAAUGGAUGCUUUAUUAUCGACUCCCCGAUUGGUCCUUUGCCAUGGCCCAGUGCACCAUUUCACUGACAUCCAUGUUUGAAUUCAUGUUCCUUAUUGUGACUUGCAUCAUCAAUAAUGCAUUUGCUUCAUUAUUGAUUGCAUUUUUUUAAUUGUGAUUUUGUUUCAUUAGAAUUUUUAUUGUUUAGGGAGCCAGUUACUUUAAAUGAUGAUGGAUUUAGAGGAACUAAGUUCAUUCUCAUUUGCUACCUUUCAACAAGGGCUUCAAGUUUAGGCAGCAAAGGCUUCAUUGAUUGGAUCUAUACAAACGUGGGCUUGAUUUUCUCUUCAAAGCCAAUGGAAGC
This is a messenger RNA of Ilex paraguariensis (yerba mate), 675 nucleotides long. NCBI's taxonomy places the organism in Eukaryota, Viridiplantae, Streptophyta, Magnoliopsida, Aquifoliales, Aquifoliaceae. The record is from the annotation of a GenBank genome assembly.